AUGUCUGAAUUUCAAAAGAGCAUCCAACAACAAUUGAAGCAAUUCGAUUCCAGAUAUGCAAACAACAAAAUCUUACAACAAUUAGAAGCUAGAACUAACAUUCCAAAAUCUUACAUUGUUUUCGGUUUAGUUAUCGUCUACUUCCUAUUAUUGUUAGCUAACAUUGGUGGUAUUGGUGAAAUUUUAGCCAAUAUCGUCGGUUUUGCUUUACCAGCUUACUUAUCCUUGAUUGCCUUAAAGACUCCAGGUUCUGCUGAUGACACUCAAUUGUUAACCUACUGGGUUGUCUACGCUUUCUUCAGCGUUAUUGAAUUCUGGUCUGUUGCUUUAACUUACUUGAUCCCAUUUUAUUGGUUUAUCAAGACUAUCUUCUUAGUUUACAUCGCUUUGCCACAAACUGGUGGUGCAAACAUGAUCUACAAGAAGGUCAUUGAUCCAGCUACCUCUAAAUAUAUUAACGCUAAGGCUGGCGUUUCUGAUAUUAAACAAUCCGUUCACGAAGCUGCUCAAACCGCUUCUCACAACGCUUCUGCUGCUGUUAACCAAGCUGCAUCUGCUGCUACUUCCGGUUUCAGCGCUCAAGCUGCUCAAGCUACCCAUCAACAAUUUUAA
Molecule: messenger RNA, 612 nt
Organism: Henningerozyma blattae CBS 6284
Lineage: Eukaryota; Fungi; Ascomycota; Saccharomycetes; Saccharomycetales; Saccharomycetaceae
Exons: 2
Coding region: 1-612 (203 amino acids)
Source: RefSeq, a predicted model, not a curated record